CUCCUGGGAAACGAACGCCUCUUCUCCUCCCCCCAUCAUCAUCACACCCACGCAAUUCCGCGCGUUUCGCUGGCUGACAGCCUGCGCGACCGGCCUCGAAUCGAAACGCGGCUACAAGGCCCUUUCGUAGCCGAGCCCUUCGCCCUGAGCUGCCCCUUGCAUCGCGUCUGAGGUUCUACUGGACGCGCCCUCUCAUGCCUGUUGCAACGUCACCAGCCGCCUCGCCUCGUCCGUCCACGCUUUCCAAGAUGGAGGACAGGAAGAGACCUGCCAUCGGCGCCGCCGAUGAUCUCGCCCCUCCUAGCAAGAGAGUGGCAGUCAACGGCUCCAAGACCAAGGAUGACCCGUCCGAGAUGAAGGAAGAGGGCUGGAUCGAGUGAUGAUGCUCGUUGCCUCGCGACAGCAAUCUGCGGCCCCCAGAACCCGUCUCACCCGUUCACGUACCCUGUUGCACGCUUCGUAACCAUCAUUCAAUCGCGUACUUCUCGCGGCCGGCCGUUUUAUAGGCUUAGGCGGAUGCUGACGUGCGACACCAGGCGUACACCAGAGGGGCAAUAUAUCGUCAAAUGCAGGAAUAUAGUCGCAAGGCAGCUACCGCGGAGUCUCGACUGGAGGAGCUCCACAAACGAUGCGUUCAUCACGAUGAUCACCUCAGAAUUGUUGAUGCCUGGUGGCGGCAGUUGAUGGAAGAGCUGGAGGGCCUCGCAGACAAGAACCUUCCGACUCCAGCAGCAACAAAUGAACCACCAUACCUCAGCGGCGUCAAUUUCAAGGACCUUCACGAGUUUCAGAACCAUGUGCAGGAAAAGGCAAACACUAUCAGAACGAAGGCGGAAACGCUCCUCGGACGCAUCGCCGCUCAUCGUGGGCAACUCGCUCCUGACGCUGCGACGCUGGAGAAGAGGCUCACAGGGCUGUUGGCCGCCCAGAAGGAGUACAUGCUCAAACUUGAUCGGUUGAACGCCGAGAAGGAGCAACUCACGGAGCAGCUGAAUGCGGCAACAUUGAGGUACUUCAAGGCAGAAAAGAAGCUCGAUCGUGCCAAGAGCGCACAGGUUCAAAAACUGGAGCAGAAGGCAUUCGCCAACGCCACACGACCACCUGCCGCAUCUAGCGAUGGCGGCGUGGAAACCACUGAAACAAAUGGUAACGUCGACGAGCUGUUAAUGAAGUAUGAGGAGGCAACGGCGGCAGCGGCGAAGCAAAAAGAGCAGCUUGAUGCGGUUCUGGCUGAGAUCAAGUCCUUACAAGACGAGAAUUCGACUCUCAGGGCUCGGCGGGAACAAUGGACGGACGAAGACCUUGUGCGGUCAGACGUUUUCAAGACAUUCAAGGGCCAGAACGAAGACCUCAUCAAGCGGAUCAAUAAUCUGGAAGCGACGAAUAGGCAGUUGCGGGAAGAAGCAGAGAAGCUGCAGGCUGAGCGAACCACGUUCAAGAACCAACUGGAGGCCGACGCGACCCAGAUUACGCAGGACCUAGAGGCGGACAUCAUUUCCCGCGACCAAGAUCUGGCCCGCGUGCGCUCUGCUCGAGACGAAAUUCUAGCCGAAAACACCCAGCGGAAAGCGAGCAUGGAACAGGAGAAGUCAUCAAUGGAUCAUAUCAAGGAUCUGGUUGGCGCCAAAGACGAUCGGAUCGCGGCACUCGAGUCAGAGAUCUCGCGACUUAAGCCAUCUGAGGACGAGGAGAUGACGUCUCCAGACGACAGCCAGGAGCUGGCCGAGGAGGAGCUGCGACAAAAGUACAAGAAACUGCAGCAAGACUUCCAGUCCAUCAACCAGGAACUGCCAUCCAUCGAGAAGGCGUAUAAGAAGAUGAAGGACCUGGCUCAGAAGAAGGUCUUGGACUUUGCGGCUCUUGAGGAGAAGGUGGCGCUUCUGAUUGCGGAGAAGAGCAAAGCGGAUCAAAAGUAUUUUGCUGCGCGGAAAGACGCCGAUACCCGGAACAACGAGAUAAGAUCGUUGAGGCAUCAGAACAGCAAAAGCUCCGAGAUCAUUGCUCAGCUGAAGGGGCUGGAAACGCAGAAUAGGACCCUGCUCGGCAACCUGGAGAAGCAGUUAUCGGACCUCAAGCAGACCAAUGGCGCGUUGGCUGUCGAGAACAAGAAGCUCGAGACGUCCACUCAAGAGGCGGUGCGGCGGGCAGACUCGCUCUCUCGGCAGAUUGAAGAGCUGGGCAAUCUAGUCAAAUCUCGCGACGCCGCAUCUGCCGUUGUCAGGGAACGCAACACGAUGCAGGAAGCUGAGGUUGAGAAGCUCAAAGUGCGCAUCGAGCACGCGCAGAAGGACCGAGACAAUUGGCGAAGCAAAGCACUAAGCAACUCGUCAGAGGAGGAAGAGAUGCUUCGGACAUUUGCUCUGUGUUCAAUCUGUCGCAACAACUUUAAAAACACGGCGCUUAAGACGUGCGGACACCUCUUCUGCAACAAGUGCGUCGAAGAUCGGAUUAGCAACCGGAUGCGCAAGUGUCCCACCUGCUCGCGAGCCUUCGAUAAAAUGGACGUGAUGCCCGUGCAUCACUGAUUGCUCUCCCGAUUGACGACAUGCCUCAUGUUACUGCUUGGCUAUUGAGGGAUCUGGCGUUUGGCGACGUUUGGACGAGCGAGCCUCAUUCGUUCGAUACAGCGCUUUGGCUGGGUUCCCUAUGUCGCACAUCAAAGCUGUCAGAGGCCGGUUACGUCGAGAGGAGUGCUUCUCGGAUGGUCAUGAACUCCGGGCUCCUAUGUCAGACAUUGUUUGGACAUUUUGUACUUUUAGGAGAGUUUGGGACGGGAGGAAGUGACCGUCAACGUGUACAUGUUACGAAGGCAUCAUUCUGCGUCAUGAAAGAGGGGCGUCAGGCGAGCGGCGUUUUGGGUUGGAUACUCGAAUUCGACCUUGUCAGACGUGAGCAGCUAGCGAAGGGCGAGCCAUAGUCAACGCUGGAAUUCACUCGGCUGAUUUCGACCUGAUUUCUCGUCGAAGCUUUCAAUUUCCUCUUAUCUGCGACGAGUGGAACCGAAGCCUGUGCUCUCGUGACGGGAGGAGUUCCCCCCAGAGCUUGACGACGACGACGCCGGCGAGGGUCUCGAGCUGGAACCGACGCCCCAACCGCUGUUGUUACCGUAGUCCCGCAAACCGCCGCUGUUGCGAUUCCUGUUCCCAGCCAUGUACCCAGCAGCGGCGCCGCCAGCCAGACCGCUCCAGAACCCCGGCGUCCAACCCUGCUGCCGCGAAGAAGAGGGCUUGGAGCCAGGAUAGGGCGGAGGAGGGUCAUCGCCGCCCGGGCCCCAGCCGGGAUUCCAGCCUCCGCCGCCGCCGCCGCCGCCGCCUCCACCACCGCCCCAACGUGGCCCGCCAACCCUCCGGCCGCGUUGUUGACCGUUGCCGUUGCCGUUGCCGCCGUAGCAGGCCGAGUACACGAUCCACCCAAGAACAGCGACGAAG
Messenger RNA from Purpureocillium takamizusanense, 3428 nucleotides. RefSeq names its product RING-type E3 ubiquitin transferase (gene BRE1). Bases 567 to 2525 code for a protein of 652 amino acids. NCBI's taxonomy places the organism in Eukaryota, Fungi, Ascomycota, Sordariomycetes, Hypocreales, Ophiocordycipitaceae. The record is from RefSeq and is a predicted model, not a curated record. Gene Ontology annotation, cellular component: nucleus; HULC complex. The transcript is spliced from 5 exons. Gene Ontology annotation, molecular function: ubiquitin protein ligase activity; metal ion binding.